AACUUUAUGCUCAUUGCCCGGAGCUCGGAUUGGGAGCAAACGAGUUGGCUACUAUACCGGAUCGAAGGUCCUCUGGUAUUUUUGGCGUCAUUACAAUCAUACUGAUUUAGGCUUUUACAUACUGUUACAGUAGCUCGUAACUUCGCUUCCCUCACAUCUGCUCUAGAUCGCCCCUUGAUAAUGUUGCUUAGGUUCCUUUGGCUGUUAGUGAAUUUGGGUCUUUCUCUCGCCUCGCAUGGACUCGGUGACGCUGGCGACAGUUUCAAUACUGCAGGGGCCCAUGGCAGUUUGAAAGUGGGAGAAGCUCUACCUGAACACAUAGACCCGAAUGGCUAUGUUCUCUAUUGUCCCUGCAUGGGUCGCUUUGGCAACCAGGCCGAGCAGCUGUUGGGCACGCUGGCAUUUGUCAAGGACCUGAACCGCACGUACGUGGUGCCACCGUUUGUCGUCUAUCCGCCGGAGGGACGCUUUCCGUCUGAGAGACGGAAGUUCACUGAAUUGUUCUCCCUCAAAGGGCUGAAGAAAGUGCACCGUGCAAUAACCAUGGAGGAGUUCUUCAGGACGGUUGCGCCGGUCGUGUGGCCGAAGGGAUCUCGUAUUGGCCACUGCAGAAGUUUUCCAGGCAACAAGGGGACGUGCAAUCACAAGAACGGCAAUCCCUUCGGCCCGUUCUGGGACCAUUUUGGCGUCGAGUUCGACUCCUAUGACCCCUAUGAUCAUCUACCGUACGGCGCUUCGUCGCCAACAGAUAAAGCAAUGUGGGAUGAACGAUUUCCCGCUGAUCAAGUCCCAGUCAUUGCCUUGCCUGGCGCUGUUGGCUCUUUCCCCAUGUUGCCAGAGUACUGGCCACUGCAGAAGGUCUUCCAGUGGUCCUCGACAGUAACGGCCAAGGUGAAGAAGUUCCUCAAGGACGCGCUGAAGGACAAGCCCUUCGUUGGCAUUCACCUGCGAAACGGAGCUGACUGGUCGAAUGCCUGCGCGCAUGUGAAGACCGAGCAGCGUCACAGCUACAUGGCAUCACUGCAGUGCACGCAUGAGACCACACGCCAGGUCACCUGGGAGAUGUGCCUGCCCAAAGUGAGCACAGUGCUGAAGGAUGUCAAGAAGGCCCUGAAAAAGACCAAGGCAAAGUAUCUGUUCGUGGCCACUGACAGUGAUCCCAUGCUGGAGGAAUUCAACAAGCAUCUGAAGUCACUCAAGGUCACCGUGGUUACGUACGAGCCCAGCAACCUUCACAUGGAGCUGGCAAUCCUGCAGCGUGCUGAGCACUUCGUUGGCAAUUGCGUCUCGUCGGUGUCAUCGUUCGUGACACGUCACCGGCUGCUGAGCAAGAAACCGACCUCGUUCUUCGGCGUGAGCUAAUUGAGGUGAAGAUUCAGAGUUAUAUCCUUUCCUCUUUCCCAGUACUGAUCGGAUUGGUCCUGAGUGCAUCGCGUGAAGCUACUUCAGUAUGAACAGCCAAUCAAGACGGAUACUACGGUGGCUGUUACCCAUGCUAUCAAGAGUGCAUAAAUUUUUGUUUAUGAUGGACUCUUGAUGCUAUGCUGUUGGUGAAGGCCCGUGUUGCGCACGACACGGUGUCACUCGUAUGUGCAUCACGCAACGUGAUGAAAUGAACAUGCCCAUAUUAUGAUUCUCUCCAGCAGAUGCUUCAAGUAAGAUACAGCUUUCUUGCUCUCAGCAUGUGGCAUAGCAGCUGGCCAAACGAUGAGAUAUCAGCAACUCAAACACUGCACAUUUCUUCCAAGAACAAUAGGCCAAAGUAACCCCUAGCUAAACUGCAAUGGGAUGGCAGCAAAACCUGCUGAAAAAGUAUUUGAAUUUAGAAAUGAGGAUAUAAAAAUUCGCUAUUAAGCUGAGAUUUUGUAUGGCUCUUGUUAUAGCAUUCAUGAGAAUUAUUAUGGGUUUCGUUCGGGCACAUUGUCAGACCUGCAGUCAAUGUAACGCAUCAUCUGAUUUCACCGUUGUGUUAUAAAUGCCAUGAUAAAACACACGGACUUCCUAUACAUGUCCAUGUGCAUGUCCUUUGAAGUAAAUCAGUUCAUGUUUGUGCUA
Messenger RNA from Sycon ciliatum, 2055 nucleotides. RefSeq names its product GDP-fucose protein O-fucosyltransferase 1-like. Gene Ontology annotation, molecular function: peptide-O-fucosyltransferase activity. Gene Ontology annotation, biological process: Notch signaling pathway; protein O-linked glycosylation via fucose. The record is from RefSeq and is a predicted model, not a curated record. Lineage: Eukaryota; Metazoa; Porifera; Calcarea; Leucosolenida; Sycettidae. The transcript has 7 exons. Bases 181 to 1362 code for a protein of 393 amino acids.